Molecule: messenger RNA, 893 nt
Organism: Hordeum vulgare subsp. vulgare (domesticated barley)
Lineage: Eukaryota; Viridiplantae; Streptophyta; Magnoliopsida; Poales; Poaceae
Exons: 4
Coding region: 16-555 (179 amino acids)
Source: RefSeq, a predicted model, not a curated record
GUACCAUCUUGACCAAUGUGGAGACCAAGCCACUACCGCGUGCCUCCUCCUCACCCGUAUGCUGCUGCAUAUAAAGUAGACCCCGAACCCCAUGGCAGUUUCGUCUCAGAGAGCUCCAUCGCCAUUCCCUCUAGAGCCCCGCCAAUAUCUCCAAAACUCUCCGCGGUCAGGGAAAAGAGAGGUGCUAGAGAGAUGGAUGGCCGCAAUCUGCUGGGUGCUGCGGGAGCUGAUCGCGCGAAGCAGAACAAGGCCAAGAUCGUCAAGAUAGCGGUGCCGGUGCUGGCCAUGCUGCUGCUGCUCACGUCGGCGGCUGUCUCCACGACGUCCGACGACCGUGCCUGCCUCCGCGCCUUCUUCCGCAGCAACAUGUUCCUGAUGUUCUGCGUGCUCGUGAGCACCACAACCGGCUGUUCCCUGGCGUGGUUGGCCGUUACGGCGCCGACGGAGGCUUCCCGGCGCUCGUACGCGUGGGCCACCGUCAGGUGCUUCGCGCUUCUUGCCAUGAAUCUGUGCCUAGCCCUGUCCAACCUCCCCGACGUCGACGAUGCUGCUUAGGUUCGCCGCGCCUGCCGGAGGAUCGAAGAUGGAUCGUUUUGGAGCUCGGAGAUGCGCCGUUUUAAUCACUAAGUUACAAGUUUGCAAGGGCCUGCCGUAUGGUGUUCUAUGUUAAUCUUCCGGUAUUGUCGUCGUACUUGGGGACAUGUCUAUCUUAGCGUCUCUUUUCGGUGUUGUCUUCUUCAUCUGGAUUUUAAACCGUCUGUUUGCAUCGGCUGCUUUAAUUCAAUUAGGCAUGGUAGUAUGAACCUCGAAAGGUAUUGAAUUUGUAAUUCAGGUGAAGCUUUGAACGUUGGAACCCAUGAUGUGACCGAGUGAACUUCGCUGUUGUGAACCAA